Molecule: messenger RNA, 1596 nt
Organism: Botrytis byssoidea
Lineage: Eukaryota; Fungi; Ascomycota; Leotiomycetes; Helotiales; Sclerotiniaceae
Exons: 1
Coding region: 1-1596 (531 amino acids)
Biological process (GO): protein phosphorylation
Molecular function (GO): ATP binding; protein kinase activity
Source: RefSeq, a predicted model, not a curated record
AUGGCUCCACCAUUGGUAAUCGAGAGCAAGGCCGUUAAUUAUUUACGCGCCAUCCCCACCUUCAACCUUCGAAAGAACCCCCAUAGACCAGAAAUUGCCUUGCAACUUCAGGAUAUUCAAAUUGAUUUCGUCCUGCGUAACUAUGAUAAAACUAUUCAUUUUGGAAUCACAGAUACGCAGCGUCGAAUGGAACCUCAGUUUGACCUCAAGCUAAGUGUCAUAACAAAUGAGACAGGAGAUAGGAUUUCUCCCCCAUUGUCUCCAGCUAGCGAAGACGCAGCAACUUCACCCAGCGAGAUCGCCAGUAAAAGCUACAAUGCUAAACGCCAAACCGAAGUAAAAGCCUAUCUUCGGUUUAUUAAGACAGGCCAUGAAACCAUCAAACAGCUUGAAGCUUUUCAUCAAUACCGCGAUGAAAGAGGUAAACUCAUACUAGCCCAAUUUUACAGGCUUUGUGACGCUGGCACUGUCAAGCAAAUUCGUGCAGUUUACAACGCCCGUCAAAAACGGCCACCCGAAGCAUUCUUGUGGAAACUCUAUUACGAGGUUAUUGAUGCUCUGGCUUUCCUUCACAAUGAUCAUCCGAAGUAUGAGAACGAUCCUUUACACAAAGGGCGUAGGUCAAUUAUCAUGCCAUACUUAGACGCCGGAAAUAUAUAUCUCUCCUGGCCCGAGGGCGGGUCGCCGAGCUACGUAUAUCCAGACGUAAAGCUGGGAGACUUCGAUGCAGCAAAUUUUGUUGAAUUCGGAGAUGGAUUUUCAGAGGACAUCGUCGACAAAGCCGACAUCGAUUACAAGCACAAUCCCCCCGAAUUAAAUUGGUGGAGUGCCAAAAGCGAUAUUUGGCGUGCCGGCUCAAUCAUAUACUCGCUAACUUCGCGGAACAGAACAACCACUAAGCUAGCGGUUCCUAGAGACCAAAACUUUGCAGAUCUUACAGCGGAACAGCAGACAUUGAUCACAAUGGAUCCCAGAAGGGUUCUGCCCAUCGACUGCCUGUACAGUGGAGAAUUUGAAGCUAUGCUUCAAAGAUCCUUAGUGCUUGAUCAUAAGAAAAGACCUUCCGCUAGAGAAUUGUUACAAGAACUUCAAGGUCCGGCAACAGAAAGAAAGCGCAAUUUGGACUUGUUUAGGGCAUUGCCUGAAUGGAUUGGAGAGGAAAUCAUCCCGAGAAAGAAGAAUGAUUUUGCAAAAGAACAUAGCUUCUCCCAGAAAAGGCUCAAGAAUUUACUUCAACCUGGUGUGUUGGAAGCAGAGAGAUUAGCAAACCGGAAAAAAAUAAUAGCCAAGAAAAAAGAGGCAGCUGAAAGGAGAAAACGAGAGGUGGCAUUAGAUUUGCUGGGUGAUGAAAAUCCAACAGCAGUGGAGCUAUUUUACGAGGAAUGGCUACCCAGGGAGAAAGAGAGAGGGAAUUUCCUCGGGAGGGGGGAGGAUGAAUAUGAUGCUCUCGAAUUCGCAGAUGAAGUUGCCAAAUAUAUAAUGGUCAGGAGCAGAGGAAUAGACGCCGGAACUUGGGUUGAUCCAGGUCCGGGUUGGCAAGAAGUAGAGAAACUCGGAAAAGAAGCCGAGGCUGCCGCGGCUGCUCCACCACCAUAA